UUUUCUAAAGUUACGUAUAGGUGAUUAGGGCUAAGUUUUGAGUUUAGUUUAAUGUAACGCCGAAUUUUAAUUUCUAGUGAAAUAUAGAGCAAUAAUAUAAUUUGUUUUCUUGCCAAAAAGUAUACUAAAAUCAGGAUAUAGGUAUGGACACGCAAACAACAAACUUGCGCCCUGGAGAUCCGAAACUUAUUGCAGAUAUUGUUAAUCACUUGAAGUCUCAAGGGAUGUUUGAUCAGUUUCGUCGGGAUUGUUUAGCUGACGUUGAUACAAAAUCAUCGUAUCAAAAUUUACGUCAGAGAGUUGAAGGCUAUGUUUCCAAGUUUCUAUCUACCCAAACCUGGCGUCCUGAUUUACAGAAGAAUCAAUUACGAGACAGCUUGAGAAGACACAUUAAUGAAUCAGGAAUGCUGGCCUUGGGAGUAGAAAGAGUUGUGGAACAAGUGGUAAAUCCCAAGAUUAAUCAUGUUUUCCUACCUCAAAUCAACACUGCUGUGAGAAGAUACCUUGGCCUAGAAAAAUCUCCUCAGGAGUAUUAUGUGAAGGAGAGAAAACCUGACCCACGAACACUUUAUAAAGAGCAAAUGGUUGCAAGUCAUUCAUGGUCGGCUCCAUCUCAAACAGUUGCAUCGCAACUGGGAAUUAUAAAAAAAGAAGAAAAGGAAGGAAGCUGCAGUCAAACUCCUAAAGAAUUUAAACAUAUUAAAGAAGAACCUGAACUACAAGCAAGUGACAAGAACUUAAAAGAUACAGAAAAAUUUAUGGACAUAUCAAAUUGUUAUCAAGAUGACAUUGAAUCAUUCAGAGCUCAAGAACCAGUAACUUUCUCUGUGACUGCUGAAUUUCACACUGUUAAACAGAAUGUUAAACCUCCAGAAAAUGACUUGUCAAGCAAAAAAUUAAGUGAAACAGAGGAUUCCAGUCAAGAAAGUACUAGAGAGAAAAAAUUUGGAGAGAGAGAUAUAUAUUUUCCAAAUUAUCCUUCUGACACAAGUGAAAAUCUGCUUUCUAGACAAACUUAUUUUUCAGAGGAAUUUCAGAGCAAUGAAGACAGCUUGAAUGAGAAAGAAACUUUUUCAUCAAAGUCAGAUGCUCAAAGUCAGAAAGAACUGGGGAAAGAAUCAGAUGUUGAGAAAAAAUCUGAGAAAGAUGACAAAAUUGUUAGUAAGUCAUCACAGCAUGAAAUGCCUCAAAAAGAUGAACUAGCCAAUAAACAAAAAAAAGAGAAUUUCAAAUCAAAGCUUUCAGGAAAACCUCAUGUAUCAGAUGAAAAUAAAAAUGUGUCCACAUCCAAUACUGAAAGGUCAAAAAGUUCAGUUAAAAUCAAGUCAUUAUCAAAAAAGUGGGAAGAAGCUAAUAAAUCAGUAACUGCUAAAAGAAAUUCAAAGUCUACAGAAUUCCAAAAAAAAUCCAAGAUGGCAGAAAAAAAUACUGUGUCCAUGAGAGCUAGAUUAAGUAAUCAGAAAUUUAGUUCUAUUAGUGGUACUAACCUUGAAAAAACUAGAAAAGACAAACCCGAUUCAGAAAAGUCAAAGAGUACAAUUCAUAAAAAAUCCUUGACCAAAAUAAAAAAAAACAAGAUUCUGCUGAAAAUAAAAUUAACAAUUACCAUAGUAAAUCACAAAAGGUGCCAGGUUCAGGGAAACAGAAGUUAUCAACAUUUUCUGGUAAUAAAUGUAAAGACAGUGCAAGAUCUUCAAAACAAUCUACAAAAGCUUGUACUUUUCAAAGGAUUGCUUCUAAAGGAAGUACAGUCAGAUCAUCAUCUUCAGAAAGUUCUGGUAAGAAACAAUUGAAACCUGCAGUGAAUGAUGAUACACCCAAAAU
Messenger RNA from Limulus polyphemus (Atlantic horseshoe crab), 1824 nucleotides. Its product is annotated as biorientation of chromosomes in cell division protein 1-like 1. Lineage: Eukaryota; Metazoa; Arthropoda; Merostomata; Xiphosura; Limulidae. The record is from RefSeq and is a predicted model, not a curated record. The coding region runs from base 144 to 1793 and encodes 549 amino acids. The transcript has 4 exons.